Molecule: messenger RNA, 3716 nt
Organism: Oryzias latipes (Japanese medaka)
Lineage: Eukaryota; Metazoa; Chordata; Actinopteri; Beloniformes; Adrianichthyidae
Gene: cyp27a2
Product: cytochrome P450 family 27 subfamily A member 2
Biological process (GO): cellular response to peptide hormone stimulus; glucocorticoid biosynthetic process; C21-steroid hormone biosynthetic process
Cellular component (GO): mitochondrial inner membrane
Molecular function (GO): oxidoreductase activity, acting on paired donors, with incorporation or reduction of molecular oxygen; monooxygenase activity; heme binding
Source: RefSeq, a predicted model, not a curated record
GAUUAUUGUAACUCUGCGGACUAACUCACAUGAUCCUUCUUGUUAGGUUAGAUGGACUUUUGAUUCUGAACUGCAUUUGACAGAAUUAAUAGUCCCUUAUCUUUAGUUCCUCAUAAACUCUGCAUCCUGAGCCGAAUCCUAAUUGCUUCCCUAGUCUUACGGCUUCUCCCCACCCCUACAUUUAUCCCUCCAAGAGUAGAGAUCUGGAUAAAAUAGUCUUUAAAUCUGGCCAUUCCUACAGCUUGAUGACGUUAUCAAUAGUCGCUGGUCAUCUACGUAAGCGCUUAGCUGCCAGCACUCGGAACAUCGGUUUUAUAACUUUAAAACGUCGUUUAAAAAAACAAAAGUCAUUAUUUACAUUCACAUUUAAACUUGUCUGCUUUAGAGCACACCCACGUGAAAAACAAAGUGUCUCCUCCACGGCACAAGCGCAACGUGGAAAACCCGACAAUGAUUAAAAUCGUCUUGAGUCGCUAUAGCUCCCCAUAAAAAAAUAAAUAAAAACACGUUUGGACACCACUACAGCUCCAAAUACCCAAUUGGACCAAUAGGGAGGAGUAAAAGGGUGAGGGAAGCAAUUCAGAUUCUGACUUGGUAUUGCAUAAACUCCUGAAGUUACUUUAUUCUUAAAUUCUGGAUCCUGAACUUUAUUUCUCAUUCAUUCUGGAUCUUAAACUGGAAAUACAGUCCCAAAAAAAAAAAAGAUUUUCAAGACAAUCUCGUUCUUGAAAAUCUUCUGUGGAAAUACAGUCCAAGAACAAGAUUUACUUGAAUCUCUUGCUCUUGGACUGUAUUUCCACAUAAGGUCAGGACCCCAAACUUAUUUUCUGCUUAAAUUCUGGACUCUUGACUUUAUUUCUUCAUAAAUUCUGGAUCCUGGACCAAUGUUCUACAUAUUUUGACAAGAAAGACGAUUUUGUUAGUUUGAAGUUGUCAGAACGUGGUUCUUGGUGGUUUUACACAAAGCGACCACUAGAUGUCAGUGUUGCACCAGUGUUAUAACAUUAGAACCAUCUGUUCUCCGUGCACGAACAGUGGCUCUGCAGCAGCAGCUUUGCAGAUGGUUUGAUAAGAAGAUGAAGCGAAACAACAAAGCUUCCUUGUUCUGACUCUCGGGCACAGAACCGCCUGCAGGUGGAGCAGCUCCGCGAGUGAGUCCCUCCUCCUCCGUCAGUCCGUCUUCACCAUGAGCUCCCGGGCGGUGGCCGCCUGCCUCCGGCUCUCUCCGGCCGCGGUGCAGCUCCGGCGCUGCGGAGCCCCGGUUCUCCCGGUCAGGGGCCUGAACGUCCAGGCGACCACCGAGCAGGCGGGGAAGCUGAAGAGCAUCGACGAGCUUCCGGGCCCGAGCUGGCCUCGAACCCUGUACUGGCUGUUUGCGAGAGGAUACGCGGAGAAGGCUCACUUGCUGCAGUGUUUACAGAAGAGUCUGUAUGGACCCGUCUGGCGUUCCAAGUUCGGCCCGUUUGACAUAGUCAACGUGGCGUCUCCGGAUCUGAUUGCUCAGGUGAUCCAGCAGGAAGGUCGUUACCCGCUCCGAGUGGAGCUGGCUCACUGGAAGGAGUACCGGGAUCUGAGGGGACAGGCUUACGGCCUGCAUGUAGACACGGGGCCGGAGUGGUACCGAAUGCGCAGCGUCCUCAACCCCAAGAUGCUGAAGCUGCAGGAGGUGUCGGCCUACGCCCCCAUCAUUCACCGGGUGGUUGGAGAUCUGCUGCGGCGCGUGGAGUUCCUCAGAAGUCGCAGUCACGAUGGGAGCACGGUUUCCGACGUGGCGGCUGAGCUGUAUAAGUUUGGCUUUGAAGGUAUCUCCUCCAUCCUGUUUGAGACCAGGCUGGGCUGCCUGGAGGAGCAGAUUCCCCGCGACACCCAGCGCUUCAUCGCCGCCGUCAACGACAUGCUAAUGCUGUCAGAGGUCGUGAUCCUGUUCCCGCGCUGGACCCGCAGCAUCCUCCCCUUCUGGAGGCGCUUUGUGCAGGCCUGGGACGACCUUUAUGAAGUUGCAAAGAAGCUAGUCGACAGGAGGGUGGCUGAAAUCCAGGCCCAGGAUGGAUCCGGGGAGCCCGCGGACGGCCUGUACCUCACCUACCUGCUGGCGUCGGACAAGAUGAGCAGAGCUGAGGUCUACAUCAGCGUGACGGAGCUGAUGCUGGGCGGGGUCGACACGACCUCCAACACUUUGUCGUGGGCGCUGUACCAGUUAGCGAGGAACCGCAGGACUCAGGACUUCCUGUACAGUGAGAUCAACUCUCUGUGUCCGAACAAACAGGAGCCGACCAGAGACGACCUGAACAGGAUGCCGUACCUGAAGGCCGUCAUAAAGGAAACGUUGCGCCUGUAUCCCGUCGUCCACGGCAACGGACGCUUUGUUGCUGAGAAUGAAGUGAUUGUGGACAACUACUGUUUCCCGAAGAAGACUCAGUUCCACUUGUGCCACUACGCGGCCUGCCACGACGAGGCACAGUUCAAAAACCCAGAGGAGUUCAUCCCGGAGAGAUGGCUUCAAGUGGAAGCACCCAGCUGCCACGGCAACAGGGCCACGCCCGGCUUCUACCAACACCACCCCUACAGCUUCAUCCCGUUUGGCGUGGGCGUGCGAGCCUGCGUGGGGAGGCGGGUGGCAGAGAUGGAGAUGUUUUUUGCUCUCUCCCGGCUGGUGCAGAACUACACAGUUGAGCCCGAAGCCGGGGCGCCAGUCGUGGAGCCAAAGACCCGGACUCUCCUUGUUCCCUCACAACCCAUCAACCUGCGCUUCCUGCCUAGAAACUGAAGAGGGCGCCAAAAACACAUUUUACCAAAAAAGAAAAACAAGAGGCAAGCUCAGUUGAGAGAUAGACUCACUAGUAGAAAAAGUGUCAAAGGUGGACCGGAAUGUGUGUGAUAUUUGUGCUGAUCCUUGGUAUUUCUUUUUGGGUGGUUUUGUUGUGUUUUGUUUUUGUCUUACUCUUGCAUGCGGUUUAAUUGUUUGGAUCAUGGACCUGAUUGCACAGACCUGGACCUCAUUGGGCAGAACUCCUCAGCACUGCUUAUAUGGAACUCUGAGCAGAUGCCCUGAAGCGAAACGAUCAAGCAGCGGAAUCAGACGCUCGCAGCGCAGCUGAAGCGUGCCGUAAGGAAGGAAACUCCGGGUGAGAGCAGAGGAAGGGCGGACCAGCAGAUCGCCAGCCCAACGCCGAUAUUGAGGACGAAGCGGGAGCCUUGUGAGACGGGGGCGUCGACCCUGCGGAGGAACGCCGGGGCUGACUGGAAAGCUGCACGUGGGACCUGAAGGCCUGACAAUCGGUGAAUAAAGCCGCUGGUUUUCCCCCUCCAUGGCUGGUUUCAAUGGUGGACCUUUGGACUGGACUUUUUUUUAGCUGGGACUUUUAUUUUUUUUAACCGUUGCAACUGUUUUUAGAUUACUAUUUCUUAAAUCCAUUUUUAAACUUUUAAUUGUUUUUAGUAAUAUUUGCACAGUAUUUUAUUGAGCGGAUUCAAUCAGCAGGGUGACCAAAGUAUAUAUUUUUUAAUUUAAACUAAAACGCAUUUGUAUAUGACAGUUUUAUGAUACUUAAAGCAUCUAUUUUAAUGGUCGUUUAGAUACUUAAGCAAAAAUACUAAAAACUGAAAAAAUUAUAUAUAUAGUUUGUAAAGAAUUUUUAGAAAACUCCUGUUAGAACAGAUUUGAAAAAGUACAUUUAGGAAAUUACCCUUAAAUAUAUUUUUUUUGUCAAACAAAA